Molecule: messenger RNA, 675 nt
Organism: Aspergillus pseudonomiae
Lineage: Eukaryota; Fungi; Ascomycota; Eurotiomycetes; Eurotiales; Aspergillaceae
Exons: 2
Coding region: 1-675 (224 amino acids)
Source: RefSeq, a predicted model, not a curated record
AUGCAUCACUUCAUAAUUAUCAUUACUCUAUAUCUCUCAGCCUUGGUAGCCGGAGGCGGGAUCUUGUCGAAGCCCAAGCAAACUCCGCCCGAUGAAGGCAUACCCAUGACAGACAUGACACCUGGCUCUUCCGGAGGGACAUCCGGCACGAACAACGGCAACAAAGGGUCAUUAGCAUUACAUGACGAAUGCCGCUACCUUAAGGUCAAGAUAACCUCCCCUGAAGCAAGAGCAACAGCCUCAGCGAAGGAUACCGCCAAGACAGGAAAGGGACCCACUACGAUCACAACCCCAUAUCGUCAGGUCCUACUGACGGCCGAUUGCCGUCGGCCCAUGUCCGACCCCAAGAAAGCACACCCGGCCGGAGACUGGAGAGAGACGACACUGGACUUGGACAAGUGCGUUGGUUGGAAUGCACAGACACAGAAGUUGACUCCGGAGUCGGAUGGCAAGGGACUCAUGAAGGGUGACUGCUGGAAUUGCGACUAUUUUACUCAAGUCAUGGGCAAAUCUGCGAAGGGGGAAUUCGAAUGUUAUUGCGAUAAUGUCGACAACAAGUCGAAGAAGAAGAUUCCCCACUCGAAGGACAAGGCGCUUAAGGUUAAGUUUGAUCUUGAUGCUGUGCUGUGGUCAAGGGAUGGCCGUCUCAAUUGCCAUAAGCAUAUGGGGUCCUGA